This is a messenger RNA of Penicillium chermesinum, 1308 nucleotides long. RefSeq names its product TATA-binding protein-associated factor TAF6. Gene Ontology annotation, cellular component: transcription factor TFIID complex; SAGA complex; SLIK (SAGA-like) complex. The transcript is spliced from 4 exons. NCBI's taxonomy places the organism in Eukaryota, Fungi, Ascomycota, Eurotiomycetes, Eurotiales, Aspergillaceae. Bases 1 to 1308 code for a protein of 435 amino acids. Gene Ontology annotation, molecular function: transcription coactivator activity; RNA polymerase II general transcription initiation factor activity; protein heterodimerization activity. The record is from RefSeq and is a predicted model, not a curated record. Gene Ontology annotation, biological process: RNA polymerase II preinitiation complex assembly; transcription initiation at RNA polymerase II promoter.
AUGUCCAUCUGGAACCCGGACAACAUUCGCGACGUCGCCGAAUCGGUCGGAAUCACCAAUCUCAGCCAUGACGUGACCGAAAACCUCGCUCGCGACGUCGAAUACCGCGUUGCGCAGGUCUUAGAGGAGGCGCUCAAGUCAAUGCGCCACGCAAAGCGAACCGUUCUUACCACCUCCGAUAUCUCCCUCGCCCUUCGGACACUGGAUGUAGAGCCCCUGUACGGCUACGAAUCUUUGCGGCCCCUUCGUUUCGGAGAAGCUUCGCUGGGCCCCGGCCAGCCAUUAUUCUAUGUCGAAGAUGAGGAGGUGGAUUUCGAGAAGUUGAUCAACGCCCCACUGCCCAAGGUCCCGCGCGAGGUCUCAUUUACUGGCCAUUGGCUUGCCGUGGAAGGCGUCCAACCAUCCAUCCCCCAAAACCCAACCGCAGCCGACUCCCGCAACCUUGAGCUGGCCUCGAAGGGCCCGAAUACCAAUUCUACAUUAGCUGCUAUGAGCGGGACUGGCGACCCAUCAGUAAAGCCGCUGGUUAAACAUGUGCUGUCCAAGGAACUGCAGCUGUAUUUUGAGAAGGUCUGCAGCGCGUUUCUGGACGAGACCAGUGAGGACUACCGAACAUCUGCGUAUGCUAGCUUGCGGGAGGACCCUGGGCUUCACCAACUUGUCCCUUAUUUUGUGCAAUUCAUCUCGGAGAAGGUUACCCACAGUCUCAAAGAUGUUUUUGUGCUUACUCAAGUGAUGCACAUGGCUGAAGCUCUCGUGCAAAACCGCUCGCUCUAUAUCGACCCAUACAUUGCGUCUCUCGUGCCCUCUAUCCUAACCUGCCUUAUUGGCCGUCAAUUGGGUGGAGCACCUGAUUUGGCGGAGCAAUUCGCUCUUCGUGACCUGGCUGCCUCCCUCCUUGGCCUUGUCGCCAAGAAGUACUCGCACUCCUCCCAUAUGCUCAAACCACGCCUUGUCCGGUCGUGUUUGAAGACUUUCCUGGACCCUUCGAAGCCAUUCGGGGCUCACUAUGGUGCUGUCAUUGGAAUGCAGACCGUCGGAGGUCCCGAAGUGGUGCGCGUGUUACUGAUUCCCAACCUGAGCGAAUACUCCAAGCUGCUCAGCGAUGGAAUUGAGGAUUCCGUCCGUCGGCCUGCCGCUGAGCGCGUUCUGAACGCUAUUACCGCCGUCUUGGCUUCUCUCCAGAAAGCGCAGGGUUCGCUCACCAAUGGCCACCCAGCUGCCGUCAACGACGACCUUCGCUCGCGCCUCUCGGAGAAGAUCGGCGAGUUAAUCGCGGGGCGGAUUGCCGACGCGAAUGAAGCCUAA